ACCGACGCUGUGCGCGUAGCGCUUCCGCCAACGUCGGCAGCUGAUUGGCGCUCAGCCGUCGGCUCGACGUUGACCACUGCCGUUCUCUAGGAAGUUUCGAGAACAUACACUGCAGGCGGCAAUAUCGGUAGGCGACGUGGGCGCACGGAGUUGCACGGAAGACGAAAUCCGGGCUCGGUGAGCUCAGUUUGGUACGUGAAACGUCGUGACGCGGACGCGAAGGCGGAAUCAGCGUCGUACGAAACGUGCGCGGUCAUUCUUUACAGCGACACUCCUCGUCGUUUACGCAGCAGCAAGAGUGGUUUAAUAUAACACUAACUACUUAACACACUGUGAAAAUGGUUAAGGAGACUACAUUUUAUGACGUAUUGGGCGUGAAGCCUGGAUGCUCGCAGGAAGAUUUGAAGAAGGCCUAUAGAAAGCUUGCUCUAAAAUACCAUCCUGAUAAAAAUCCUAAUGAAGGAGAUAAGUUUAAACAAAUUUCUCAAGCGUACGAAGUAUUGUCAAACCCGGAGAAGAAGCGUAUCUACGAUCAAGGUGGCGAGCAGGCUUUGAAAGAAGGUGGCAUGGGUGGUAGUGGCUUCUCUUCUCCUAUGGAUAUCUUCGAUAUGUUCUUUGGAGGAGGAUUUGGCGGACGGGGAGCGAGGAGGAGAGAACGCAGAGGUCAAGAUGUAAUGCAUCAAUUAUCAGUUUCUCUGGAGGAACUUUACAAAGGAACUGUGCGUAAACUGGCUCUGCAAAAGAAUGUUAUUUGUGAGAAAUGUGAAGGUGUCGGUGGAAAGAAAGGUUCUGUUGAACAAUGUUCAACGUGUCAUGGUUCCGGCUUGCAAGUACAAAUCCAGCAAUUAGGUCCGGGAAUGUUACAACAUUUACAAACCAUGUGUGCAGAUUGCAAAGGACAGGGAGAACGUAUUAAUCCCCGUGAUCGUUGCAAAUACUGCAAUGGAAGAAAGACUAUUAGAGAUAGAAAGAUACUUGAGGUUCACGUUGAUCCAGGCAUGGUUGAUGGUCAAAAGAUAACUUUCAGUGGCGAAGGUGAUCAGGAACCAGACUUGGAGCCUGGCGAUAUAGUUAUUCUUCUUGAAGAAAAAGAUCAUGAUGUAUUCAAGCGUUCAAGAAAUGAUCUGAUUAUGCGGAUGCAAUUAGAACUCGUAGAGGCAUUAUGUGGAUUCCAGAAAGUUAUCCGUACUUUGGAUGGUAGAGAUCUAGUGAUAACCUCACUUCCCGGCACUGUGACGAAACACGGUGACUUGAAAUGCAUCUUGAACGAGGGCAUGCCGAUUUACAAAGAUCCAUUUACACAUGGCAGACUUAUAAUACAAUUUAUAGUCAAUUUCCCGAAGAGCAUAGACCCAUCGCUUAUUCCGUCAUUGGAACAAUGUCUGCCGCCGAGGGAAGAGGUUAUAAUUCCAGAUGGUGCCGAGGAGUGUUUACUUACUGACUUGGAUCCUGAGCAGGAGCAAAGGCGGAGAGACACGAGACAAGCGUACGAAGAGGACGAAGGAGGUCCAUCGCGAGUCCAAUGUGCCACACAUUAAUUUGAUUACACUAACCCUGUAAUAAACAUAGCCGUUUCUUUCAUUUCAAACUCUGUCCCAUUCGCUCGAUUCUGUAUCAUGCUAAAGAAAGAAACAACAUGGAUAUGUAAGCCAACUAUUCAAUGAGCGAGAAAGAUAUAAUUCUACUGUUUGGACAUAUGCAAAAAAAACCAGUGAGUACUGCAAUUAUUGAUUCUUUAAUUUUAUCAGUUACAUGAAAAUUAUACGACUUUGAAAGUAAACAAUUAUCACCGGCAAUCUUAUUAUGAAAAGCUUCGUUAUGAUCAAGCAUUUUACUAGAUGCAUCUUAUUGAGAUAUCUCUUAUGGAGAGGCUUCUCGUUGAAACUUUUAAGCUACUUUUUAGAAUAUAUUUCUGAUAUUUUAUGAAAUGCAAUGUAGGAAUGAAUGGGAGAAUUGCGGAUACCGCAGGAUAAAUACGAAUGGUACUAUUGCAGUAUAAAUAGUGAUAAUCUCUCAUUUCUUGCAUUCAGUGAUUAUCUGAUAGUUUGGUACUUUCCAGCAAGCGACACAGUCUGAUUGAAAUCUCAUUUUUAAUAUAAUGUCUGAAAUGAUAACUUUAAAUUCUUUAAAGAAUAAAUUAUAAUCAAUUCUUGAAAGAAAUAAUUGCAUAUUCUUGCGCCCUUUGUUAAUAUCGUUUAUUUUUUUAUCAGUAUCUGUGGAUGAAUCGAUGGACAUCGUUCGUUCGCUACUCAAUAAGAGGCUUCAUCAAAAUUUCACUUAUUUUUCGCUUAUUGUAAACAUUCGUCUACACAUAUUCAUGUUAUUUCUUUUAAUAGAGGAUUACUAAAAGUAUGUACUUAUCAUUACACAAUGAUAAGAAAAUUUAAAUUUAUUUAGUAAAGUAACGUAAAGGUUUCGAUAUCCAUCGUUACAAUAUAAUGAAAGGCAUAUAUUCUCAAACAUCGCCAUUGUCUCUGCUGUUUGACCAAUUGUAUCGCUCCAAUAACCAGUUAGCUGUUCGACAGUGACUACUACAUUGCUAAAGUUAGAAUUAAAUUUCAUAAAUAUAUAUAUAUAUUUAGUUCAAUUUUAUGGAUUAUCCGUAUACACGAUUACUUCUUUCAGAUAUUAAAAUAACAGCAAACUUGAUUACUCCAAACCUUAAAGUCUGAAAAUUGUUAUCUUUUACAGUUUUCUAGAAUUUAAAAUAACAAUAUCGGGAUGUGUCAAUCGAUGUGAAACGGUAUAAACUAUGCUUGGUUAAAGCCUUAAUGUUAUCAAUUGUAUUAGAGAUCUCGAAGAAACUUUUCAAAGUGGGACAUUAUUCCAUAUUCGUAGUAUUUAAUUUUUUCCAGUCGCUUUUGUAUACUGGUGUGUGACGAUGAUAAAUGGAAACAUAGAAUUUUGUUUGCGAACAAAGCAAAUAAAAUGGGAAAUCAGGUUCCUGUGUGUGUGGACGAUUGCGCGUAUUUAUAAGCAGCUUUGUGCAAUUAUAUUGUGUCGAAUCUAACCAUUUUCCUUUACAUUUGCCGACGCUGAGAGAUUUUAUUAUAUAUUUUAAUAAAAUCAAUGAUUAUCACUUUAGUAAUUUCCUUACUAGAAAUUUGUGUAAACAAAAUAUUAUGUUUUCAUAAUAGAUAUAUUUCUACAAAUUUAUUCGGUCAUUUUCACCAUAUCUUCAUCUAAACGCGCAUGAACAAAUGCUCUAGAGAUCUAGAUAAUUCAUAGAUCCUGUUGUACUAUAUUAAAUUAAUAUACUUUCAAUAUACAUUCACACAUAAUUUACUAUAUACAUGGUACUCGUCCGCAGUUACUAUAGCGAAUUUUAAUAAAUAGCCACAUAUGUCUUGUAAUCUUAUUUAUUAUAGGAAAAAAUUGGUGAUUGAUUAGGUACUUUUUUUGAGCGUCUCAAAUAAAUUUGGAACUGUACAAUGGGA
Messenger RNA from Mycetomoellerius zeteki, 3437 nucleotides. It is a transcript of the gene Droj2, whose product is annotated as DnaJ heat shock protein family (Hsp40) member A4-like. Lineage: Eukaryota; Metazoa; Arthropoda; Insecta; Hymenoptera; Formicidae. Gene Ontology annotation, biological process: protein folding; response to heat. The coding region runs from base 339 to 1538 and encodes 399 amino acids. The record is from RefSeq and is a predicted model, not a curated record. Gene Ontology annotation, molecular function: Hsp70 protein binding; ATP binding. The transcript has 5 exons.